Messenger RNA from Panicum virgatum (switchgrass), 1141 nucleotides. Its product is annotated as magnesium/proton exchanger 1-like. The transcript has 5 exons. Gene Ontology annotation, cellular component: membrane. Lineage: Eukaryota; Viridiplantae; Streptophyta; Magnoliopsida; Poales; Poaceae. The record is from RefSeq and is a predicted model, not a curated record. Gene Ontology annotation, biological process: transmembrane transport; metal ion transport. The coding region runs from base 1 to 831 and encodes 276 amino acids.
AUGACCGCCGUGCGCUCCUCGUCUCCUGCCGCCACGUGCGCCGUGCCUGCGGCCCUGCUCCUCAUCUCCUGCCAUGUGCCAUCCACCAGGAAGAACGCCUCCUGCCUCAGGCCGUGGCUUGCGGCUCGCCGGAGCGCCGCUGCGCGCCUGCGCCCUGGAAGAAGCAGCCACGCGGCGCUCAUGCGCGUCGCCCUGGCAGCGAUUGCGUACCGUACCCACAUCGCGCUUAUCGCGCUUGCCGGCUACUAUCGCUUGUUCAAAUCCUCACUAGCAACUUUCCCUUUUUUCUGUCACGUGCAGUGCGUCACAGCAGCCAGAACUUCCACUGAAACUCUUGCGGUUUGUUCAUCCACAAUAUCACAAGGAAAAUGCAGGAGUGUUAUCAAAAUAAGCUGCGUCACAGGAAUAAGUUCAUAUGUUAUAGCAUUUACGGCACUAGCAGCUGGAACCUCAUGGCCAGAUCUAGUUGCGAGCAAGAUAGCUGCCGAGCGUCAAGUCACUGCAGACUCUGCUAUAGCCAACAUCACUUGCAGUAAUUCAGUGAACAUAUAUGUUGGCAUUGGCAUCCCGUGGUUGAUCGACACAGUGUACAACUUCUUUGUCUACCAGGAACCACUGUACAAAGACAAUGCUGCUGGUCUGAGCUUCUCCCUUCUAGUCUUCUUUGCAACAUCAUUUGGCUGUAUCACUGUUUUGGUUCUCCGUCGCAUUGUACUUGGUGCCGAGCUUGGGGGCCCUAGGUUAUGGGCUUGGACUACAUCGGUGUACUUUAUGGCCCUUUGGGUUGUUUUUGUUGUGUUUUCCUCUCUUAGAGUUUCUGGAAUAAUAUAGGCUGAAAACACAGGUGGUCAAUUUUAUUUUUUAUUUUUAUUUUUUACUGUUUGUCUUCAUAUCCACACAGAAAACGUGGAGGUGAAAUUAGGGAUUAUAGUAUAGAUGUUUGAUAUGUGCAAUGAUUAUUUGAGCCAGAAAUAUGUUGUAUAGUUGCACAAUUGUUGAAUCUUAAUAGUUGUGGGUGAUCCUUGUAUAUAAUCAUACACGUGUAAUAUUAGGGCUUAUGAAAGUUGUACUAUAUUUGUCGAUUGCGGACAAUACAUUGGGCAUAUGCACCAAUGACUGUAAGGAGAAAAAAAAGAUUGAA